This is a messenger RNA of Eufriesea mexicana, 1268 nucleotides long. RefSeq names its product transcription factor IIA L (gene TfIIA-L). The transcript has 8 exons. Gene Ontology annotation, biological process: transcription by RNA polymerase II; transcription initiation at RNA polymerase II promoter. NCBI's taxonomy places the organism in Eukaryota, Metazoa, Arthropoda, Insecta, Hymenoptera, Apidae. The record is from RefSeq and is a predicted model, not a curated record. Bases 93 to 1268 code for a protein of 391 amino acids. Gene Ontology annotation, cellular component: transcription factor TFIIA complex.
GCUACCACGGAUCGGCUUCUGAACUGGGGCUGAUUUAUUCGUUGGAUUAUUCCUAUUGUUUUUCUUAUUAGACAAUACGAAUUAUCCUCGCAAUGGCCCUCAGUCAGACAAGUGUGCUAAAACUAUAUAAUACUGUGAUAGAGGAUGUUAUAUCAGGUGUAAGAGAAUCAUUUAUAGAUGAAGGUGUAGAUGAACAAGUAUUACAAGAGCUCAAACAAAUAUGGGAAACCAAAUUAAUGUCUAGCAAAGCUGUUGAACUUAAUUCAGAUCCUCCGGAGCCUCAGGUUCCUCAAAUAAAUACGCACAAAGCUGUGCCUGUUAAUAAAGGAGUAAAUAUAGCAAAUCAUUUUAUACAACAAACAGGAGGAAAUUCUGCUCCUCAACAAGCAUCACAACAGCAGCAACAACCACAACAGUCUCCUCAACAAUCACAAACUCAGACACAAUGCCACUCGACAACAACUGGUAUACAGCAUACUGGUACACCGGUACAACAAUUAGUAACAUCAACAUCAGCAGUAAUGGACCGGCAAGUACCUAUUCAAAUAACAUUGCCACCACAGACAGGUGUCCCAGAUGCGCAAUUAAGAGUUUUAACCAUUCAGGUUCCUGCAUCUGCGAUUCAAGGUAAUCAACUGCAUACAAUUUUGACGGGUCCAGUUAUUACAGCUGCAAUGGGGCUACCAGCAAAUCUAGCUUCCACACUGCUUCAACAACAUGUGAAUUCUACACUCCAGGGUCAAGCAUUGGCUCCACUUCAAGUUAGUCAGCCACUUCAAGUCGUAACACAAAGUGCAAAUAAUGUCACUCAGCGAUCUGUUCCAAAUCAAGGCCAAGCAACAUUGGCUCCACUUCAAGUUAGUCAACCUCUUCAAGUUGUUACACAAAAUGCAAACAAUGUCUCCCAACGGUCUGUUCAAAAUCAGAAUAAUAUAGCACAAUUAGAUGGCCCAUUUGGUGAUUCGUCAGACGAUGAUGAAGAGGAAGAAGAAGAAGAUAAUGAAGAUGAGGAAGAAGAUCUUGAUGAUAAAGAAGAAGAGGAAAAUGAUGAAGCUGCAGCAAUAGAAGAGGAGCCAUUGAAUUCCGAAGAUGAUGUAACUGAUGAUGAUCCAGCGGAUCUUUUUGAUACUGAUAACGUAGUCGUUUGUCAGUAUGACAAGAUAACAAGAAGUAGAAAUAAAUGGAAAUUCUACCUCAAAGACGGAAUAAUGAACCUUAGCGGUAAAGAUUAUGUUUUUCAGAAAAUGAGUGGUGAUGCGGAAUGGUAA